Messenger RNA from Cooperia oncophora, 429 nucleotides. The record is from the annotation of a GenBank genome assembly. NCBI's taxonomy places the organism in Eukaryota, Metazoa, Nematoda, Chromadorea, Rhabditida, Trichostrongylidae.
AUGCAGGAAAUAGGGAAUCCUUAUUCGGACACGUACGACGUGCCACAUUUCGACAAGAACGCGAGCGAUUAUGGUAGACCGCCACCGGGCAGUAAAACAGAGGCACGAGGCAUUCGGGCUGGUGUACACGUCUGUCGAGAGAUUCUGUUUCUCUGCGAGAUCAUUAACGAGAAUGCCGAAGGUGAAGAACCUCACAAAUGGAUCAAGUUUGGAAAACUCUUCUAUGUAUAUGCGUUUUAUUCAGAUAAGUUAGUGGGCAUGUUGAUACGAGCGAGAAAAUACGGUCUGGUGGAUUUUGAGGGUGAGAUGCUCUACCAGAAGCAAGAUGACGAGAAGAUCGUAACGAUGAUGAUGCCAAUCGCCGAGAUUCGCAGCCGAAUGCAGGCAUCCGGCGACCCGAAAAAUUGUGUUGUUUUAGUUGAUAAAUAA